Molecule: messenger RNA, 2889 nt
Organism: Sardina pilchardus (European sardine)
Lineage: Eukaryota; Metazoa; Chordata; Actinopteri; Clupeiformes; Clupeidae
Gene: npas4a
Product: neuronal PAS domain protein 4a
Exons: 8
Coding region: 1-2868 (955 amino acids)
Biological process (GO): regulation of transcription by RNA polymerase II
Molecular function (GO): DNA-binding transcription factor activity, RNA polymerase II-specific; RNA polymerase II transcription regulatory region sequence-specific DNA binding; protein dimerization activity
Source: RefSeq, a predicted model, not a curated record
AUGUAUCGGUCCACCAAAGGAGCGUCGAAAGCUCGAAGGGACCAGAUCAAUUUAGAGAUUCGGAACCUCAAGGACUUGCUCCCCAUCUCCGAUGUGGACAAGGCUCGACUCUCUUACCUACACAUCAUGUCCCUGGCCUGCAUGUACACGAGAAAGUCGGUGUUUUUCAACGAAGAUGCCCCUACCACUGACAGCCCCGAGGAGAGCUUUUUCUCCUUCCAUGAACUGUCGGAGUUGUUGCAUGAAAUGCCAGGAUUCCUGCUUCUGCUGACGGGGGAGGGAAAACUGCUGUUCUUGUCAGACAGCAUAUCUGAACAUCUUGGUCACUCUAUGGUAGAUCUGGUUGCCCAGGGUGACAGUGUGUAUGACAUCAUCGACCCCACGGAUCAUUUCAUCAUGAGGAGUAAUCUGCUGCCUCCAACAACCCCAGAGACAGAUCGCUUGUUCCGCUGCCGCUUCAACACCUCCAAGUCGGUGCGUCGCCAGAGCGCUGGCAACAAGCUGGUGCUGAUCCGCGCGCGCUGCCUGUCCCCUCCCGUGGCCCCCACCUCCACGGCCUCCUACUGGACCUCCAACCCCGUGUGGGUGUGCUUCUGCUCCCCGCUGGAGCCCCACCCGCCCCGCCCGGGCGCCGCCUCCGAACCCGAGUCCUCCCGGCGCGAGGACCCGGAGAGCAACCUCUUCCUGUCCUGCUUCUACUCCCAGCACAGCCGCGACAUGAGGCUGCAGGAGGCGCAAGACAGUGUGAGUGACUACCUGGGCCUGGAUGCAGAGACGCUGCGCUCCCGCUCGUGGUACAGCCUGCUGCAUCCCCAGGACCUCACGCAUGCUUCCGCCCAGCACUGCAGCCUGUUGAGAGAAGGCGGAGAGGGCCGAGUGGAGAUGGUGGUGCGGGUGGAGAGCGCCGAUCACUCCUGGGUCUGGCUCUACAUGGUCCUGCAGCUGGAGGCUGGAGAACACCCCAUCCGCAGCAAUAACUUUGUCAUCAGUGAGUCCGAGGCCUGGUCAGUGAGGCAGCAGCUGACCACUGAGCAGAGUCAGCUCACCCUGGUGCUGGGCUCCUCCAGCGCCGUCCAGCCGGAGGGCGCCAGCCUCCAGUCCCCCGACACCCUGUCCAGCCCGGACCAGGUGUUCACGCCGGGCAGCAGCGGCCUCUCGGGCCAGUCCUUCGACUUCAGCACGGCCGUGUGCAGCAGCAGCGAGGAGCACGCGGGCAGCGCCAAGACCGCGGGCGAGUUGGGCGCGGAGGGCGAAGGCGUCCGCUCCAGCCUGUCCUCCCUGGAGGAGGAGAGCUUCUUCCAGCAGCUGCCGCCCGGCGGCACCGAGCCCCUGGCCAGCCCGUCCGCCGCCUCCUCGCCCAUCCCGGUCACCGUGGCCACCGUGCCCGAGCUGGACUUCCUGACCCAGAACAUUCUGCUGCCGCCGUCCUUCCAGCUGGAGCCGCCGGUGCCCGCUCUGCCCCUGCCGCUGCCGCCCGUGCCCGCCGCCACCCAGGCGCCGCAGCCCAAGGACUUGGUCUGCACGCCGCCCUACACCCCGCAGGUGAGCAGCGGGAGCAACUUCCCCUUCGGCGACCCGCUCUUCAGCUUCGACCCCACCGGCACCACCACGCCUCCGCCGGGGUCUCUCGCCACCACCCCCACCACCACCACCGCCUCCACCAUCUCCCAGUCCAAACCCACGGGCAGCCCCCCUCCGCCCACCACCAGCCUGUCCACCCUCCUGCCCCUCUCCCUGACCACGCCGACCACCGAGCUGCUCUUCCCCGUAGACCCCUGCAGUGGCACCCUCUAUGAGAAGCUGCCACCCACGCCCGACAGCCCGGGGGACGGCGACUGCACCGUCAUGACCCUUCCCGAGGUCCGCGGGCCCCUGUACGUCGACGUGCCCAUGGGACCCCUCCACUGUCCCCCCGAGGGCCUCCUGACCCCCGAGGCCUCACCUGGCAAGCAGCCCUACCUGUCCUUCUUCUCCCUGGAGCCCGAGCGCGAGCGGGAGAAGAUGGAGAUCUCCCUGCUGGCCGAGCACAUCGGCACCCUGGCCGAGGGCCUGUACCCCGACCCGCUCUACUCCAAGCUCAUGAGCUCGUCCACCUCCGAGCCCCCGUCCCCCACGCCGCUGGACCCUGUGGGCCUGGACUCGCUCUUCUCCCUGCUGGGGGACUUCUACCCCAUCAAGUCCUGGAGGGGCUUGGAUCUCCCCAUCUUCUCCGACGAAGACUCUCUGUUUGAAGAGAGGAUUCUCGAGAGCCUCCUCCAAGACCUCGCCACGUCUCCGUGCCCGUCUCCGACGCCCUCCCUCUCUUCGCCCGCCUCCUUCUCUCCGUCGUUCUCCUCCUCCACCUCCACCACCCCCUCCUCCUCCACCCCCUCCUCCACCCCGUCCACGUCCCCCUCCACCCCGACAUCUCCCAUGUGCUGGCGUCCCCUCCUGCACUUUGACGGGGCCUCUGCCGCAGGCGCCAGUCACUUCUGUAGCGUCCAAUCGGCGCGCCGUAACCAGGCAGCCGGCUGCGGGGCGGCGACGGAGCGCGCUCCAACUCCGGGGGAUCCGGCCGACCGCGAAGAGGAGGCUGAGGUCGCCAUGGAGAUAGAGGAGUCACCUCUGUUGUCCAGCGGCGUCCCCAUGUCGCCUCAGCUGGUGGCCUCGUCCGUGUCAGCCUCCCCCCCGCCCGUCAGCCCCGUCCAGCCUGGCCUGCCCUGCGCCCAGUCCCUCCUGGAGGAGCUGGCCGCCCUGGAACCCAUGUUUGGGGCAGGUGCCUCGAUGACCCCUGGCCUGGGGCAACAACCUGAGUUGUAUCAACUCCAAUGUCACCCGAUGCCUCAGUGCUUCCACAAAGAUGGGAGCGGUAGUGAUCCUCCGUUCUAAAAUAAGUCUGUGACUUACUUC